AGGCCGAGAUGUCGAACGCGUUCGCGGGGUUUCGGGCACCUGUCAAAUUGUCAUUCACCUGCUGUUACGUUUUGUAAUUAAAAUUGUUAAUUGAGGCUAUUUUGUAUUCAUUACCGUUUACCAAAUAGCAGUGGCUCAAUCUGUCAAACUAAUCUUCAUUAAGGCAGGAGAGGGAAUUCAGGCGAAGGUUCGGAGUUUUUUUAGAUUUAAAAUAUAGCUUCACAGCAUCCACCAACGACUGCGAAAUAGAAACUUACCGGGUGGUGGUCAGCAUAAAACAACCAAACAAACAAAAAAAAGACUAAGUGGUUCUAUACUUUUAAAGGAAAGAUGUUUAGGCUAAGCUUUUGUCUCUUCAUCCUGGUUUUUUUCGUGGACUGCGUAUCUACAAAGGAAGAGUGCAGGAAGGAGAUCAACCUUCAAGGUGAAGAAUGCCGAUCCAUUAUUUUCAAAGAACCCAUACAGGAAAGAGUCUUGAAGGGCCAUUUAAUCAGGCUUUUAGAGGUGCCCCAUCAAGGCAGUUGUAAUGUGCUGUGUUAUAUGGAGCCCAAUUGUGUGUCCAUAAAUGUUGGGCCAUCACAAGGAGGGAACUACAUUUGUGAGUUGAACAACGCUUCGGAUGAAAGUCCAGGCUCGUCCAACCUUCAGAGUAAACAGGAUUACACUCAUCUCAGUAUCGAGAAUCCUUGCAGAAGCAGUCCCUGUUUCAACAUUGGCACAUGUCAAGCUGGAUACACUGAUGAAGGAUUUCGUUGUAAAUGUCCUUUAGGAUUUACUGGUGUAAACUGCAAGAAGGCCUGCAGCUUUGACUUUGAAGAUGGAAUCGGCGGGUGGGAAAUGACAGGCAGUGCUUUCAUUUACCAGCCAACAUUUGGUGACAAUCCAGUCGCGCGCAAUAAAAGCGCCCAGCCUCAAGGGUACUGGUGGGUGGGGGGAGCUGAGAAACGGCCCAAAGAGAGCGAUCCCGCAGGAUUGCAGCAUCCAGAUGGAGCCGACGUACCCAAGGGAACUCUCAUCUCACCUUGUUUUCGUAUCGUUGGCAAGAAUAUCUUGUUUCUCAUUGGUGGGGGAUGUAAAGUAAAUAAAAUUCGUGCGGAGCUUAUUGUCAACAACCAGAUCGUUAGAACUGAGACAGGAAACUGUAGGGAGAAAAUGUACCGUAAGAGCUGGGACGUGGAGGAGUUUAGUGGUCAAUAUGCGCAAGUCAGACUAAUAGAUGAGUCUUCUGGUAGUUGGGGUCACAUCAACUUUGAUGACCUUAAAGGAGAUAUCAUUUGUCCUCACGAUUUUGACGGGAAAAACUGAAGAGGCACUGACUUUAAAAGUUUAACUUAUCAGCUCAAGCCACCUUAAAAGUAUGGUGAAGCAGCCCUUGACGUAGUAUAGUACUUUCAUUGUGCUAGCAUAGAUAGGCACAAUCACUGUGUUUUUGGUCAACAGUAGAAUAGCAUUAUAAAACAACUUUAUGAUCGUGAUUGAGAAGGCUAUAAAUAGUCGGACGACCGACUAUAGGUUUACCACCGGAUUUCUCCACAAAACUCCGUCACGUGCAAUGGGCAAUACCGCAGACACGUAAUAAUAAAGGCGAUACAACAAAUAAUCAUUGGUACAAGCUAUUUCUAACAUUGUUACAAAGAAACUUAAAACAGGUAUUAUUCACUGCGAAAAGCAAUUUUUGUCUUGCACAUCUAACAUGGACCUUCAUCAAAUCAGACACUUGCAAAAACACAGACGAAAAUAUAGUUAUGGUAAUUUGGAACCCACUCCAAAAAUGAAAAGACUGCAACAGAUAUAUUUUAGAAAAAUAAUCAAAUUCAAAGUUAGACAUCAGCAAAAGAGUGAGACAAUCCCAACUAUUGAUAUAUCUGCAUUAAUUAAUUCAAAGAGAAAAUCAGGGAAGGUCCUUACUGGUAUGCUGCGUAUACAAUGUUUUCACGAUGAAAUAUACUUCCUUGCUCUCAGACCAUUACGAUUACAAUUUCAUAAUAUAUCUUUUUCAACACACGCAUCAAUUGGAAUGUACUAAUCACCCUUGGGAAGGGGGACUCCUUAAAUAAAAAGGACUGGGGUGCUUGUUAUACCCUUUAGGGGUUAAAAAAAGUGAGCUUGGUAUCCCCUAGGCUGUUUAGCUUCAAAAGGUCCCCAGCAGCAGCUCCUACGAUACAUUUUAGGGUAUUGCACCAAAAAUAUGUGACAGGGCGUUGUUGUAGAAUUGGUGUCUUUCAGGGAUGAAAAAAAAAAUUUUGCUACGCCCACAAACCAGGGCUCUGGUACCUCUUAGUAUUUCUUUUAGAACCUCUGCGCAUCACGAAUGGUCAACACUCAUAACAGCACGUCGACAUCUACUUGUAGCCCGACUUACGAUCUUGGAUCAUCUUGUUAUACAAUACAAUCGUUACAUCGCGUUACUACUAUAACGAGGAUAGUCGUUUGCUUUAGAUGCCAGCAAUCGCAUCAUAUUUACUUUUCUUAAUAUUUGCUUUACAAAAUCCAUAUCUGUAAAAAAUCUUCGCAGAUUUUGCUCAAGAUUAGGUAUUGAAGUCAUUUGUGAGUAACGGCAUCCAAAACAGGUUCCAAAAUAGCGGAAUAUUAGUGUUUUAUUUGACUCUGGCAAUGCUUAAUCUUCGGUUAUUAUGCAGAAGCACCUUAAAUUUAUUAAUACAUAUUAGUUAGCUUAAUAAACCCUCUCUCGUACUGAGAGAUAUCCAAUAACUCUCUUUUGAUAUAAAAAUCAUUUUACAUUGUGGACAAAAUAGUUUGAUUUUAACCCUCAAAUACCACAUUAAAAUUUGCAAUUUAAAUGGUCUUCAGAAAUAUUUACUCUGAACCUGUGGACACAGUGUCUGUUGUAAGAGAGAAAAGGUUCAUUAGAAUAGAG
Molecule: messenger RNA, 2878 nt
Organism: Stylophora pistillata
Lineage: Eukaryota; Metazoa; Cnidaria; Anthozoa; Scleractinia; Pocilloporidae
Source: RefSeq, a predicted model, not a curated record